This is a messenger RNA of Cotesia congregata, 3549 nucleotides long. The record is from the annotation of a GenBank genome assembly. Lineage: Eukaryota; Metazoa; Arthropoda; Insecta; Hymenoptera; Braconidae.
AUGUAUACAAACGAAAAUAAAAUCCCAGAAGAUAUAGGAGUAAUGAUCAAUGAUGAUGAUGAUGAUGAUGACUCCAUGCUGAGUCAAAAGCAACCUCCUACAAAUGGAUUCAACUUUAUGAAGCUCCCACAAUUACCAUUGAAUCAAAUUGGAUAUCCUCAGGCUCAGGCAUGGAUCCAGCAUCGAAAAGCAACUCUCAGGCCGUGGAGUCUCUUUGUGAAUACCAAUAACUUCCGCGCUCCUCCAAGUGUCAGUAGAUUUAGCAAGCGAGUUAUGAAAAAUAUUGAGUACUUCCAAAGUAAUUAUUUCUUCGUCUUCAUUGGACUAGUAGUAUACUGUUUAAUUACGUCUCCAUUGUUAUUACUCGCUGUGGUAGCUUCUCUGGGCACUUGUUACAAAGUAUCCCAAAGACACGCAAGACAAGAGCUUAUGGUUUUAAAUCAUAAAUUAACUUUAGCUCAAGUUUAUAUGCUAGUUGGUAUUUGUUCAUUGCCGCUAUUCUACCUGGUAGGAGCUGGUGCCAUUCUCUUUUGGGUUCUCGGUGUUUCUUGCUGUUUAAUAACACUACACGCGGCUUUGUACAACAUUGACUCAGUUUUGUGCCCCGGAGAAGACGAGCUAAAUUCUCUGACGGAGGUUGUAAAUAAUAGAGCAAGUCAAAGUACCUCGCCCAGCAUAUAUCGAUCCACUCAGAGUAAUCUCAAUAAAGGAUCUCAGCAUACUGUUUAUUAUAGCGUAAGAAAUACUAUGCAUGAAGAUGCCUUGAGUGAGGGCGAAAAUAAUCAAAAUGAAAACAAAAAUUCAAAUCGCAUGACUAUGGACGAUGACUCCUGCACAGCGAGAGGUACUGAAGAAACAGUAAUUGAUGGAAGCUGUCAAAACCUUGAACAUGAAGAAACGUCAAAUUUGUACUUCCGAGACGGAAUUCGAUCUAUUGACUUUGUCAUUGUUUGGGACGAGCAUGACGAGGAGGCCUUGACAGCGCGAUGUACGGAGUUUCGAAAGACAUUUGAAGAAAACCUGGAGCUGGAGGGCUUGCAGCUGGAGUAUGAAUCACCAGAGCUCAGUGGCUUAAGAUUUAUUAAGAUCCACGCACCCUUGGAAGUCCUGAGACGCUAUGCAGAAAUUCUAAAACUGAGACUGCCAAUGAAAGAAGUAAUGACUGGGCCCUUGCUGUCAGCCAGACCGAGCAACACGAUAAUCCGUGAAGUCAAUGGCUGGAUAAAUAAUUUAAUGAAACAUUACUACGUAGACAGGAAGAUUUUUCCUAAGAUAAAGCAUCGCUUCACCGCGGUCUUCAGCCGUGACAAAGAAUAUCUCUUCGACUAUGACGCUCCGAAUUUUUUUUCACCAGCCACCCACUCAAGAAUCGUACAAUUUAUUCUAGACCGUACCAAGUUUACUAGGAACAAAGCAGAUGAUUUUGCAUUUGGGGUCGACAGACUGAUUUCUGAACAUGCUUACGUAGCGGCGUACCCUCUUCACGAUGGUAAUUUACACACACCAGACUCUAUGAGGUAUUUAUUGUACACCCACUGGGCGAGUAUGAGGAAAUGCUUUCACUAUCAGCCGCUCGACUACGUAAAGGAAUAUUUUGGAGUGAAAAUAGGACUAUACUUUGCCUGGCUCGGGUUUUACACGCACAUGCUGGUACCAGCAAGUAUAAUAGGACUAAUUUGUUUUAUUUACGGAUGUCUGACUCUCAGCACUAAUGAAACCAGCGAAGAUAUUUGUAACGGUAAUAAAUCAAUUUACAUGUGUCCUCUGUGUGACAAGAUUUGCGGUUACUGGGACCUGAGAGAAACCUGUCUUCAUGGAAGACUUACAUAUCUAUUUGAUAAUCCUUCAACUGUAUUUUUUGCCAUUUUUAUGUCCUUAUGGGCGACAUUGUUUCUCGAGUUAUGGAAAAAGUACUCUGCAGAAAUAACUCACCGGUGGGAUUUAACCGGCUUGGAUGCUCAAGAAGAACACCCCAGACCUCAAUAUCUAGCCAAGCUGGCACAUAUUAAAAAAAAGUCAAUCAAUUCUAUCACUCAUACUCCGGAGCCAAAAGUUCCUUUUUGGAGCAUGAGGCUGCCGGCGACGAUUUUGAGCUUUUCUGUAAUUUUACUCUUGAUUGCAGUAGCUAUGGCCGCAGUUAUUGGUGUAAUUUUAUAUCGGAUGUCCGUAUUAACAACCCUAAGUUUUUACGGACAAUCAUCCAUCACAAGUAAUGCUAUAUUAUUCACCACCGUUACUGCAGCUUGUCUGAAUUUAUGCUGCAUUUUUUUAUUCAACUGGGUCUACGUUUGGCUCGCUGAGUAUCUUACAGAGUUAGAACUUCUUCGCACGCAAACGGAGUUCGAUGACAGUUUAACGCUUAAAAUUUAUCUACUGCAGUUUGUUAAUUAUUACGCUUCGAUAUUUUACAUCGCAUUUUUUAAAGGUAAAUUUGUGGGACAUCCACGCACUUAUAAAAGGUUCUUUCGAUAUCGGCAAGAAGAAUGUGGGCCUGGAGGGUGUUUAACUGAACUUUGUAUUCAAUUAAGUAUUAUUAUGAUCGGUAAACAGUUCAUGAACUCGCUAUUGGAGAUGUUAUUUCCGUUGUACUAUAAAUGGAUGAAUACUUGGAAAGUUCAGAUCAAAGCUGGUAAUCAUAUUAAACAAAAGGAGAAAUUUAUCGUGAGAAAACAGUGGCCGUGGCUCAAAGAUUUCAAACUUGUUGAAUGGGGACCCAGAAGUUUGUUCCCUGAAUAUCUGGAAAUGGUUUUACAAUACGGGUUUAUAACAAUAUUUGUAGCAGCGUUUCCUCUUGCUCCGUUUUUUGCAUUGAUAAAUAAUAUUUUUGAAAUGAGAUUAGAUGCGAAGAAAUUGCUAACUAUGUACAGGAGGCCUGUAGGACAACGAGUUAGAGAUAUUGGCAUUUGGUUUAGAAUUUUAGAUUCAAUCUCGAAGCUUUCGGUCAUCACAAACGCUUUUAUUAUAGCAUUUACAUCGAAUUUUAUCCCUAAAUUAGUGUACCAAUUGUCAAUCUCCGAUAAUCGUUCUCUAGAUGAUUUUCUCGAGUACUCUUUAUCAAAAUUUAAUACUUCAGAUUUUUUGGAAGAACACAGACCACUAAUUAAUACAUAUCAAGAAAAUAUUGAAAUAUGCCGGUAUCCAGAUUUUCGCGAACCACCAACUUCUCCCAAUAAAUACGACUUGACAAAUACAUACUGGCACAUUCUUGCUGCAAGACUAGCAUUUGUAGUUGCGUUCGAGAACGCUGUUGCACUUGUUAUGAUUUUUGUACGCUGGUGCAUCCCAGAUAUAAGCCCCAAACUGGCAGAUAAAAUCCGCCGAGAAACAUACGUAACAAAUGAAAUAAUAAUUCAACAUGAAGCACAACGAGCUUGUUCCCGAUCUUUUGCUGUAGACGAACCCGAAGUUAUUAGAAGACGAGCUUAUACUUAUGAAAGUACAGAUCGAUGGAACCGCGUUAUGAGAGACUCUUUUACGAUGGCUGACUUCGAUCUGGAAGUUCACGGUGCUCCGUCUUCACCAGUUCGAACUGGACCGGCUGCUCUUUAA